This is a messenger RNA of Caenorhabditis elegans, 1889 nucleotides long. It is a transcript of the gene cnp-3, whose product is annotated as Calcineurin-interacting protein 3. Gene Ontology annotation, cellular component: nucleus. The record is from RefSeq and is marked reviewed. Bases 4 to 1605 code for a protein of 533 amino acids. The transcript has 4 exons. Lineage: Eukaryota; Metazoa; Nematoda; Chromadorea; Rhabditida; Rhabditidae.
AGAAUGCGCUCCCUAAAACGCGAAAACUCAGGUUCCGCCUUAUCCGUCAGAAGCUCAGAUUCCGAAGGUGAUAGUUACCAUAACAUGGACAUUAAAAAAUUAACUAAUAAAGUUAAAGAAAUUGACAUUUCCGCCUUCGACCGCACAAGACUUUUCAACCCAAGAAAGCAAAGAUCUUGUCACAAAAGAGCUGAACCAGUGUCAGAAGAGCACCGGAAAAAGGAGAGCAGCAAAAACUCCAGGGAGUAUACCAAGAGGAAUCGUGAUGAAAUUGUCACGUGUCAAAAGCUGUUUUCUGAAAUCACAGCCAUUAUGCGGAGGUUCAAACAAUUGACCGAGGAGAUGUCAGUGGAAACAGUGGAAGUUAAGAUUAAAUCCAUGAUCAAAGACUGUCAAGAGAUGCUAACAAAGUACACGAAUUUGGAUUCAAACGACAGAUUUAAUAUUGGAAUUCCCGAGGCUGAAGAUUUUUUGGCAAUUUUCCGCGAGAAAGCGCAUGCAACGAUGCUUUUCGAGCAUCGACCAGAGUCUCCGAAUAUGUACACCGAAAAUCUAUUUAAACUACGCGAGCAAUAUCACAAGCUCACAGACCACAAGGACAAUUUGAAUUCUUCAAAGGACAAAACCAAUUACGCGUCGUCAAAAAGCAGAUUAAAUCAGAGAAUUGUGAGGGAACAGUUGAAAAGUGACUGCUGGGUAUGUUGGAAGAGCAUUAACACAAUGAUGGUCCAAGGAGAGCAACUUCAGGAGUACAACAACGAGCUGAAGAAAGAUAUAUGGAACAACAUCUUAGCUGUCUACCACCAGAUUUUCACCAUGUUCUGUAAAUAUCCAGAAUAUGCAGACAAGGAAAAAAUGGAAAGAAUUGUGGAAUAUUUUGCUCCAGUUUCGAGAACACCAGGGCACCUAUCUGUUGUCUGGAAUCCAAUGCCAAAUGUUGUCAAGUCUCCACGGUCAGAAGAAAUUCCAGAAAUCAAAGUCGAAUAUGAAGAAGUUCCAUCGUCAUCUACCUUCUUAUCUAACAACGAAACAACAAUCGCAAGUGACAUGGAUAUGUCGAUUGAUCGACCGCAAAGUAUGGACAUGUCGCAAACGCUUUCUCCAGAGCAAACGCUUUCUCCUAGAGAGAAGCUUCAAGUGCAAGAUAGAAAGAUCUCAACGACUCAAGAAACUCCUCCGGCGCUGCCAUCACCAUCCGGAACACUCACACUCCCAACAGUUCCAGCUUCGACAUUAAAACGUAAAGAAUUUGGUGACUUGUUGGCCUGUCCAACCGGCAAACGUGUAACUAUUGAUGAACCCAAUCGAGCAGAGCGCACUGAGACAAUUAUGCCAUCUAGACAAAUGAUGUACCCAAUGGUGAAUUACCAAGCACUUCCAAUGCCACCACAAUCAAUUCCAUCAAUGAUUCCCCCAUUCAUCCCUACGAUUCCUUCGACGAGCACAAUGCCUCCAAUGAUGCCGUAUCCAAAUGUUCUACUCACUGCUGCUCCGGGAGACGUUGCCCCAAUCGAUUCACUCACCCCAUCAUUUUUGAGAGCAUUAGAGCAGCAAAAACUAAUGGCAGCAUUUUUAAAUCACGCUUUUCAAAAAUGUCAGAAGUAAUUAAAUUAUUAAAUGAACAUUCAUUGUUCUAACGCAAUCUUAAUAAAAACCGUAUGCUUUCACAAUUAGUUCAGGGUACUGUAGGACUGUCAACUGAUAAUUUUAUAAUCAAUUUGUUUCUAGGGACUUACUCAUUUAAAUAAUCGAUUCAUAUAUUGACUAUCAACAUUACCGGGCUCAGAAAAUUUGAAUUUUCUAUGUUUUCUUUGUUUUCUACUUUAUUGAUUCUGUUCUGUUUUCACUUAACUCACAUUUGAAUUUCACAAAUAAAAAGUUCAACAACG